Molecule: messenger RNA, 606 nt
Organism: Anopheles marshallii
Lineage: Eukaryota; Metazoa; Arthropoda; Insecta; Diptera; Culicidae
Product: protein OPI10 homolog
Exons: 4
Coding region: 1-606 (201 amino acids)
Biological process (GO): protein import into nucleus
Cellular component (GO): cytosol; nucleus
Molecular function (GO): nuclear import signal receptor activity; Hsp70 protein binding
Source: RefSeq, a predicted model, not a curated record
AUGUUGAAUGCACUAGGAGUGAUUGUAUCCGGCCGUCUGGUCCAAACAGAUUUUCAACAGAUUAGUGAGUCCCAUUUCCUAAUUACCAUUCCGGAUGCGGAUAAUGUGAACCAUGUGGUGGUGUUCCUGACCGGAACCAUUCCUUUCCCUGAUGGUAUGGCCGGCGGAGUUUAUUUCAGCUGGCCCGAUCCGAAUGCACCACCGAGCUGGCAACUGCUUGGGUACAUUUCCAACACAAAACCAUCGGCAAUCUUUAAAAUAUCCCAGCUGAAAAAGUUGGACGAAAUUACGGGCCAAACUACGAUGAUGAACAAUGUGUUUGGUAGUAAUCUUCCCAUCUCACACAUUGCUCAAAUCGGUGUGUCUAUCGAGCCGGAAAGCUCGCUCGUACAGCAAACUCCUUCAACGACAACAUCGAGCACCUACUACCAGUUCGGUCAGAAGAUACUGGAAAACUUUUUCAACUUUGUCAGCAGCUUCUCGGUGACGCAAAGCCAAAUGACGCCGGCUCCGAACGAAACGUUUGUCCCACUAUCGACGGUACAAACGUGGUACACCAACUUCGAGCGUAGGUUGCAGCAAAAUCCAAACUUUUGGAAAAACUAG